Messenger RNA from Emys orbicularis (European pond turtle), 2235 nucleotides. It is a transcript of the gene RGL2, whose product is annotated as ral guanine nucleotide dissociation stimulator like 2. The transcript is spliced from 18 exons. Gene Ontology annotation, biological process: positive regulation of GTPase activity; Ras protein signal transduction. Gene Ontology annotation, molecular function: guanyl-nucleotide exchange factor activity. Bases 1 to 2235 code for a protein of 744 amino acids. NCBI's taxonomy places the organism in Eukaryota, Metazoa, Chordata, Testudines, Emydidae. The record is from RefSeq and is a predicted model, not a curated record. Gene Ontology annotation, cellular component: plasma membrane.
AUGCUGCCUCGCUCGCUGCGCCAUCUGCUAGAGGGGGCCCGGCUGGAGCUGGGGGAGGAGCAGGGGGUCACUCUGAGCGGGUACCGGAGCUGGUCCCCCGACCCCCCUCAGCCACAGCCCCCAGUGACCCUGACGGAGGAGGCUGAGGAGGGAGUGAUCUACACAGUGACCACGCGCCAGUCCGGGGGCGCCCAGCCAGGGGCCCCGGGGGGGGCGGGGAGCCAGGCCCGCUCACUGAAGGCUGGGUCACUGGUCCGGCUGGUUCGGCACCUGCUGGAGGCCCAGACGCUGGGCGACGCCGCCUACGUCCCUGCCUUCCUGGUCACCUACCGGGUGUUCACCCGCCCCCCCACGGUGCUGGGGUUGCUGCUCGACAGGCUGGAGGAGGUCGGGGCUCUGGAGCUGAGGCCCGUCUCCCCGGAGACAGCUGAGCUGCAGCGGGCCUUCUCCUCGGUGAUGUGCUCCUGGCUGGACGGGUACCCCGAGGAUUUCGGGGGGGCCUUGGACCCGGGCCUGGUGGAGCGACUGGGCCGGAGCCUGCAAUGUGCCCUGGGGCAGGGCUCCGAGGCCGAGAGACGCCUGCUCGCCCUGCGGGGGGUGCCGGGGGGGCCCAGCAAUGGAGGGGAGCUGGAGGAAGAGGAAUGGGGGGCGGGGGAAGAUGGCCCCGAGGGGGGCGUGACCCCCAGGGGGGACCCUGACCCCCUCGACAUCCUGAUCUUCCAAGCUGACCAUGUGGCUGCCCAGCUGACGCUGGUGGAGGCGGCACUGUUCCUGCGGGUCGUGCCCUACCAGUGCCUGGGCUCGCUCUGGUCUCAGCGUGACAAGAAGGGGCGGGAGCGGGACUGCCCCAGCGUCCGUGCCACGGUGCGCCAGUUCAACCGCCUGGCGGGGGCCGUGAUCCGCUCCUGCCUGGCGGGGCCGGGGCUGCGCCCCCAGCAGCGGGCUCGGAUUCUGGAGAAAUGGAUCCACGUGGCCGAGGAGUGCCGCGCCCUGAGGAAUUUCUCAUCUCUCUGCGCCAUCAUCUCCGCCCUGCAGUCCAGCCCCGUGCACCGGCUCAAGCGGACCUGGGACGAGACCGCCAGGGACGCGCUGCGCAGCUACGAGGAGCUCAGCACCAUCUGUUCCGAACAGGAUAACUACAGCCUGAGCCGGCAGCUGCUGUUCCAGGACGACACCUCCAAACCGUCUGGCGCCGACCCUGCCCCACGCCGGCAGCCGCGGAGACCCCAGGAGCAGCGCCCAGUGGGCGUGGUUCCGUACCUCGGCACCUUCCUUCGAGACCUGGUGAUGCUGGACACAGCCAUGAAGGAUGAGCUGGAGAACGGAUACAUCAACUUCGAGAAGCGGCGCAAGGAGUUCGAGGUUCUGGCCCAGCUGCGUCUCCUGCAGUCCGUGUGCCGCAACUACAGUGUCCAGCCCAGCCCCCCCUUCCAGCGCUGGCUGCAGGCGCUGCCCCCCCUCUCUGAGGCACAGAGUCACAGUCUCUCCUGUGAGAUCGAACUCCCUGGGGAGGCCCCAACCCCCCAGCGGCCCCUGAAGCCCACCCUGGUCAUCACCCACUGCACAGAGCUGCUGAGCUCCGUGGGGAACCCCCUGGUCUCCUGGGAGGGGCCCCCCGGCUGCAGCCCCGACCUGCUGCCGCCCCCCCGGGGCCCCACACAGCUGCUGUCUCGCCUGGCACAGCACAUGAAGUGGCCAUCAGUCUCUGCGCUGGACACAGCUCCUGAGGACGUGGCUUCCUUGGCCGGGGGCCUCUCGCCCCCCACCCCCACCGGGGGGGGCUUUCCCCGGGGGCACCGGCGCUCGGCUUCAUGCGGCUCGGCCUUCCCUGCCCCUCCCACCCUGGAGCCCGGGGCUCCCCCUUCCGACUGCUGCAUCAUCCGCGCCCGCAUGGCUCUGCACAACGGCAGCCUCUACAAGAGCAUCCUGGUGACCAGCCAGGACAAGACCCCGUCUGUCAUCGCCAAGGUGCUGGAGAAGCACGGCCAGGAGCGGGGGGCAGCCCCCCAAUUCCAGCUGGUCCAGCUGCUGCCUGAGGGGAAAGAGCUGACCUUCCCGCCUACAGCCAACGUCUUCUACGCCAUGAAUGGCUCCAGCUUGGACUUUGUGCUGCGCCCCAAGGGCCCCGGGGAGCCUCCUCUGCCCCCCAGCGCCGCCCCCCGCAGGGCUGAGCUCAGCGCCACCUUCCCCAAAAUCAAGGCCACCGGCCGCAAGCUCGCCAGGGCCCUCUUCUGA